GAUACAAUUACUGGUUUAGACACUACCGGUGAGCUUUCGAUGAGCAAGCAGACCCGAAUAAUACGAAUGCCGAUCUCACUUAAACUUCUGGAGGAUGAAGAACAGAGCUAGGCAGGCAGAGCAGAGUUUUGACUGGGGAAUUUGGUCUUCUGUUAAAGACACUGGUAAUGCUGAUACGGACGCUUCUGGUAGGGAUCUGGCUUGCUUGUCUCCAUUGUGCAAGACAGCACGUGCCAGAGUAUAGAGGUCACUUGGUCAAGUUCGGAGUGAUUAGAUGCCGCAAGGUUUGUGCAAGUUGCACAUCUCUCGUCGGUAGCUGCUACCCGUGCACAAGUCUAUGGAGCCGCAUGCAAUGGAACGACGGGAUUGCCUUGUGCACAAUCUGCAGCCUCCGUAAAACUCACGGAUUCGGCGAGCAAAAAGCCCCUCGCACUUCGGGCAUCUGGAAUCCUGGAUCUCGGCUUGCGUUCGAUUUGUUCAAGGCCGGGCCUGUAUCCCUCCGAUAGCUGCCCACCAUGAUCUCUCAAGUAAGGCACCCUGUGUCUAUCACACGUGUCAAUUGACAGCUGCGUGAGAGGAAUGGAUUCUUACCUAUUUAUUGUUCUUUGAUCCUUGGAUGCCACCCU
Molecule: messenger RNA, 626 nt
Organism: Colletotrichum phormii
Lineage: Eukaryota; Fungi; Ascomycota; Sordariomycetes; Glomerellales; Glomerellaceae
Exons: 2
Coding region: 168-506 (112 amino acids)
Source: RefSeq, a predicted model, not a curated record